AUGUCAAAUUAAAAUUUAUAGUCUGUGCUUAAAAAUGCGAAAAGCGUCAAAUCGUCAAUAAAAUUAUAAUCCACGUUUUAACAACAUAUUCUCCAAUUUUGUCUAUAAAAUAUUAAAAUGUUAAAUCCUUGAGUUAUAUACCGCAGUUUUGAGUGCACCGGAAUAGUGUUAAUGUUGAUUGUGUUCAUUGAAAAGUAACCAAAAAUGGCAAGGUCGCCUAAGGAUGAUCCGAUAUACAAUGAUAUGAAGCACAAUACAUGGAACUAUCAUGCGGAAACCGCUGAAAACUGUGCACCUGGCUCCUUAAAUGAAAGGAAACAACCACAGAUCUCAUCAAACUCGAAUGUCCUAAACGAUAAUAGUAUUUAUGUCAAUCCGAAUUUCGUCGGUAACGAUGUUUAUUUGAACAAACAUGCCUUCAACGUGCAGUCAGGCGAUACCGCUGCCAAUAAGGAUGAAAAGAUACCAUUUAACAAUAUGCCCAACGUUCCUAGGACCAACCAGAAUUACGGCAAUGCAAUGCUUAAACUGAGCAACGGACAAUUAGUGCGUGUGUUUUACGACGAGAACAAUCAACAGCUAAUUUUCCCAAUGUCUGGUCAGUAUGAACUGUUCAACCACAACCAGGGAGUGAGAGAUAUUCCCAUGCAGAUGCCCCAACCUUCACAUUUGUUCACACUAAACCAGGACUUCUCCAUGAACAACAAUAAUGUUCACAUACCAACCUCAAAUAUGAAUCAGACUGUUUACCCUGAUAAUGCUGAAGACCAGUCCCCAACUUCUAACUUCUUAAAGGAUUUGUUGGGAAACCUGGAGCCUAAUUCAACUGGCACAUACUCACCCUUUGGCCAGAACUAUCCUUUAAACCAUCCAGAUGCUUCAAACAUGAACAUACUUACAAGCAACCCUGUUAUUGAACCCCCUAAGAUUCAAACUGUUAAAACUGACUCCCCCAAAAGGAAUGAAAACAGUCCUCUUGCUGACACAAGUAACAAAAAACGUAUUGUUGCUGAGGUAAAGCCAAUGCGGCCAACCUAUUCAGAUGUCCUGGCCAAAAAUACCAAGAACACACCUCAAACUGAUGCUACCCGCAAAGUGAGACCUCAAAAUAUUGAAACUAAACCAAUGAAUAACAAAAUAAACACUAAACCGGAAAAGCCUACAAACAUCAAGCACGAUGAUAAUAAGCAUAAGAGUGAGAAGAAGCACACUAACACAAUAUCUUCAGGGAGUGAGUCUGGUGACAUCAAUACUGAUGACACAGAAAAGCGCUCCAAACCAAACAAAAAGUCUAAGAACAAGCGCAGCAACAUCUCUCGUAAAUGGUCCUCUCUGGAUGACAUCACCAAUGAAGAGGAUGCUAGCUACACACAUGAUAAUGAAAGCCAGUUUGUUUUCAUUGAAAAUCCAGAGAAGCCAUUGAAAAAAGAGAAGAAAGCUGACAAAUUAAAGUCUUUUGAUAAGAGUGCUGCUACUGAGGAUGAGUUUAAACUAUAUGAGGAGGAUGAUCAGUCAGAAUUUGUGCUUCAGGAAGGCCAGAGUGACAAUGCUAAGGCUAAAAAGAAGAAGGAUGGGCGUAGCUAUCACAAAGCUGCAAAGCCUGUGCAGGAUAAGAAGAAAACUCAGUCAAAGUUUAGAAGGAAUAAGCCGGGAUAUUUAGGGCUGGCUCAGAAUUACUUGGAGCAUUGGGGUGGCGCUACAUGGAAGGCACUUGUGUGGUUCAUGUAUCUACUCUCAGAUAUCUGCCGCAUGAGCUUCCAUUUGUCUUUUGAUUUAUGCACCUCAGUGUUCACACAAACAUAUGUGAGCUCCCAAGCAGUGUGGCGCAGCAGUAAGGACUGGUUAAGCAAGUUCGGUGACAACAAAUACUUUCUGUACAUCGACAGGAAGUUCGGACACACCAGAGUUGGAUUCUGGAGGAAAUUGAAAUGGUUUAAAAAAGCUGAAGUUGAACCGGACAAUGGGAACGAUUCGACGAAGUUGAAUGCGAACAUACCGUUGCCGGCGACCGGUGAGGAAGCCAUGAAGAGACUAUUGGCAUGCAAGGGGAAAGAUCCUUACAGUAUACUUGGUGUAAGCGUGACAUGUACGGACGAAGAGAUAAAGCGCUACUACAGACGGCAGGCGUUCCUCGUGCACCCCGACAAGAACCAGCAGCCCGGCGCCGAGGAGGCCUUCAAGAUACUGCAACACGCUUUCGACCUUAUUGGAGAGCCGGAGCGUCGUGAAGCGUACGAGCGUCGCGCGCUGGAGUCCCGCCACGUGGAGGCCGCCUGGAGCGAGCUCAGCACGCUGCUGGCGCAGCUGCACGACAAGAUGGAGUUCGCGGCCAACACCAUCCGUUGCACGAACUGCGGGCGGCGCCACAAGCGCGUGCUGACGGAGCGGCCGUGCUACGCCGCGCGCUACUGCGUGCAGUGCAAGAUACGACACUCCGCGAAAGAGGGCGACAUAUGGGCAGAGUCGAGUAUGAUGGGACUGCUUGUGAUGUACUACGCGUGUAUGGAUGGCGCCGUCUACCAGAUCACACAGUGGGCCAGUUGUCAGAAGAAGAACCUGCGGCAACUGAGGCCCGACUGCCACGUCGUGCAGUACCGGAUCGUGCUCGGGAACAAGGCCAACGCCACGCCCGACAUACACCAGCGACCCAACUCGCACAUUCACGACCCCAACCUAGAGGAGUUCCUCACUAGCCUCUAUAACAAGACCAGUAUGCCACCCAACACAGCCAGCCCCAAGCAAUCGCCCGCCGAAACCACAGAAGCGAAGAAGCGACGCAAUAAAAAACCUAAAGCAUAAACACACACGCCUCUGUAAGGAAAACAAUGAAAGAAUAUCUGAGCUGUUAAAUAGAUGGACGUGAAUUCGCGCGCAAUUCAAAUAUGGAAUGCAUUUGACAUAAAGUCACGCCUGCCGGACCCAACUGUGAAUACUUGCCUUUUAAAAAAUAGAGAAAUAUAAAUUAAACCAAAAUUUAAACCUAAUAAAUACUGUUCUAUAUAAUAAUUUCUAAAAUAAAAUAAAAAAAUAUUGUGUGGCUAAGAAGGAAGGCGCUUGGAGGAUAGAUAAUUGUGUAAGCGUUAAAUAACUAUAUGUAUGAGAUGUCGCUAACGUACCUACUUAGGUUAGAUACUUUAACAAUUUCGAUGAGAAAAUUUCAAGUCUUUGCUAGUUAACAUUGUUAGUUUCUAUGAUUCUUAAUUUGCUUUAUUUUGUGAUACAUGAGAUUUUGAAGUAACGAUAGAUUUUGUAGUUGUAAUGGAAGUCGGUGGGUCGAAAUCACCUGAAAGGAUCCUCUUAUAGCUACGGCUGAAGAUUUCGCCGGCGGGUUUCCAUUAAACCUAUGUCAAAUGAAACCACUCGAGUCAUUAGAAAUAAAUCUGUCAUCGUGUCUUCUUUCAUGACAAACAUUUCAUAAUAAAUUGAUAUUCGACUGUUAGAACCUGACUAUCUGACAUUUUAAUGCAUUCAGAUAUUGCUAAAAUAAUUCUUACCCUAUAUAACAACAUUCUGAAUAGUCCAGCUGGUUAUAACAAGCCGCCAACCAAGGCAAUUUGCUUCAACAGAUAGAAAUAACGGAGCCAUCUAUUUUACAAAUAAAUGUACCAAUAUCUGAACGCUUUAUUUCUGCGAUUCGUGUAAAAAAACUUUUUUCAUUACAUUAUAUGUUCUAGAUUUAUAAAUAUAAGGUUCAAUUUGACAAAGCAGCAGGAACUGCGUGAAAAUACUCUUAAAAAAAUUAAAUGUACGUUAAUUAAGUAAUAUUUUUUUCCACUUACACUAAUCACACCGAAUAGUACAAUUUGUUUGCAUUCAUACAUUAAUAGUUAUUAUUAAUAAUACGUUAUUGAAAUAAUAAUGCUCGUGUUACACGAUUGCAGAGAAUGCAGUAAAUUGAGUUUUUGUUUUUCAUUAUGAUAACACACUAAUUUUUGUACUAUUAUUUAUGAAGUUCUCUGCAACUUUUUUUAAGAUAAUAAGGUGUAAUAAGCAAAACAAGUAUUUCAAUUAGCGGUAUUUCUUUUCCUGUAACCCUUUUACUAAACUAUAAACAUCUAAAACGGUCAUGUAUAAUUUGUAAUUGACUUUGGUGAUCAAAAUAAAGUUACUUAUGAGUCAAAGUAAAGAAAUAUCGCCUUUGUGAAAAAACAACUUUUUCUCUGAACAAGACUGAUCAAAACAAAAAUCGCCAGUCGAACUUCAAGUCAUACGCUGUAAUUAGUUGAUGUGAUCGCGGGCUGUGUACAAUCGACUUCUUUUUAUUCUUCAUCUCGGUACACAUACACUCGUACUUUUCAUCAAACAAUCACAGGUCUGAUCAGUAAAUUUGACAACAGAUUAAUUUGGCCAGUCUUUACAAAGCAGGGUUAUUACGUAUGUUGGAAAGUAACCGCAACAGCGAUUUCGUUACAUGAAUAACUGCCAUUUUUUGACUCACGUAAUAGCCCUGCUGGGUUCUGCUAAUAAUUUGUCUGCUUAUUACACGUUAUGUAGCAGUAUUUCACUUGUUUCACUGCCUCGUAUGAGAUUACCGGUUAUGUUAGGCUAGUGCCGAAGAGAUUGCUACCCUGAUGUUCACUGUGUAGGCCUUCGCGCUUCAUGUGUCAAUAAAGAUGUGGAAACGUAAUUUA
Molecule: messenger RNA, 4631 nt
Organism: Trichoplusia ni (cabbage looper)
Lineage: Eukaryota; Metazoa; Arthropoda; Insecta; Lepidoptera; Noctuidae
Product: dnaJ homolog dnj-5
Exons: 9
Coding region: 205-2799 (864 amino acids)
Molecular function (GO): dopamine receptor binding
Source: RefSeq, a predicted model, not a curated record